Molecule: messenger RNA, 291 nt
Organism: Morchella importuna
Lineage: Eukaryota; Fungi; Ascomycota; Pezizomycetes; Pezizales; Morchellaceae
Exons: 5
Coding region: 1-291 (96 amino acids)
Source: RefSeq, a predicted model, not a curated record
AUGUUUAUUUGCGGGGUGUCUUAUCUGAGGCAGGGGAAACCCAUGGGAUACACAUUCCUAUAUCAAUCUAACCAAAUGAGCAAUGUCCGUUGUAGCAAUUUUAUUCAUAGGAUUGCGUCCCCUCCUUCUUUGAUGCCCAAAGAGGUCUCGAGAGGAUCCGGAACAACCCUGAAAACACAAUUGGUAGACAUUCGAAACAUCAACGUCAGAACCGGCUUGCGGGUUCUGGGUGCCACUUUAUUGUAUAAAUCGCAAAGGGUGUUGAUGAAUGACGUUUGUCAGACCAAUUGA